Racocetra persica is the source of this 237-nucleotide messenger RNA. The record is from the annotation of a GenBank genome assembly. Lineage: Eukaryota; Fungi; Glomeromycota; Glomeromycetes; Diversisporales; Gigasporaceae.
AGAGUAGUAAAAACGAGAAGAAAGAGGAUGUGAGUGGAUUGUAUUGUAUCGGACAUUGUGGUGAGGAAAAGAAGGAAAUUAAAAGAGAUAAAAAUAAGAUACUCACCUGCUACCAAAAUACCAGUAAUAUUGACAAGGAUGAAAAGCAGAUGCUUGAGCAGAAUUCAGAGUAUGUCAAAGGUAGAGAAUCAGUUAUAGAACCUAAAGUAGAAGAUGAAAAUAGAUUAGUAUUUGACC